AUGGCCCCAAAUGAUGGAAUCAUAGUAGGCACAACAACACUUUCGCAAUCGCAAGAAGAGCAGCAUACUGACGCCAUGCGAAGACCAUGGAGUCGUCGAAGCUAUACUGGAACUCUCACUUUCAACAUUUGCGCCUUCAUACUACCUGCUCUCUAUGGAACACUUAGCAAGCUUUGGGUCGCUAACAUCGAUUCAUCCAUGGUUGUGACUACUGAUGUCUACACCUAUAUCGGCGUGGUUGCCGAGGUCAUCAACGAAGGUCUCCCUCGUGCCUCGUGGUUGAUCAUCGGAGAUCGAGCAAACAGAUCCAUCUCUGCAAGAUACAGUUUGUCAUUCACCCUGAUCAUCGUCCAAAGCAUCCUGGGGUUGAUCAUGUCAAUCGCAUUCGUCGGCGCAGCUAAACAAUUCGCGAGCGGGUUUGUCCCUGUCGAAGUACGAACAGCUUCUUUGACAUAUAUUCGCAUCUCAGCAUUCUCGGCUCUGUCGUCUGCCAUUGAAACAGCUGUUUCCACCAGCACCCGAGCUCUCGACAAACCUGAUGUACCUUUGAUCAUAUCGACAGUCAAGUUCCUCAUCAACAUCAUUCUUGAUCUCCUGAUUAUCUCCAAAGUUCAUGUGGGCAACUUUACGCCUACAGUCAAUAUGCAGGCUGCUACACAGCUGGCAUGCAACAUGGCUGCUUCCUUCGUUGGUCUGGCCUACUUCUGCUUGGUCACUUUCAGAAAGGAUCAGCGGCGGUUUGUGACAUAUCAGCCUGAGUCAGUCCGACCAAGCCUUAGAUGCCUGGUCACGCUGGCGAGACCUGGUGUCUUGACGUUUGCUGAGUCUGCCAUUCGCAAUGCCCUAUAUUUGUGGCUGGUCAACGGCAUUGUGGCCAUGGGCUCAGAUUAUGCGACAGCCUGGGGCGUCUUUUCCUCAAUCAGAUGGGGGCUCAUUAUGGUACCGGUAAGCAAUAGGGUCCACAUUGUCGUGGUCUUCUGUUUCUGUGCUGACUGUACAUCUACUCCANNGGUCCAAGCGCUCGAGGCAACCACAUUGGCAUUCAUCGGCCACCUCUGCAGCGAAUGGAGAAAAGAAACCGGUGACGAAAGGAAGCCUAGAGCAUCACGACGCCAAUUAUACCACAUAAUCCGGCCAGCACUAUUAUCCUGCCUCAUCGCAUUAGCCGUCGAAAUACCUCUCUGCAUCUUCAUGUCCGAAUACGGUGCCCUUCGCUUCGCCUUCUACCUCUCCGAAUCCCACACCGUCUCUCAGAUCACCGCAAAAAUGUGGAGAACAAUUGAUUGGUGCUACAUCUUCUACGCUCUGUCUACACAACUAGCGGCAAUUUUACUCGCUACCCGACCCCGGUGGUAUCUAUACCAGAGUCUGAUCUCAAACCUUUUGUGGGUUCUGCCAUGGGCUAUUGUGGUAAGCAAGGCAGAUAUUACACCUAAUGAUGCUUGGACGUAUCACUCGAUUGUCUUUGGUGGCUCUCUUGUUUUCAGCUUNUUUGAUGUUUUGAUUGUGGAUCUUGUGUGGGUGUGGGCAUUGCUGAGAGCAAAGAUGCGUUUGCCCAAGAUAUAUUGA
Molecule: messenger RNA, 1569 nt
Organism: Aureobasidium musti
Lineage: Eukaryota; Fungi; Ascomycota; Dothideomycetes; Dothideales; Saccotheciaceae
Source: the annotation of a GenBank genome assembly